AUGAGUGUGGAUACAGCUCCACCACACUUUAAUGCAAGGAGAAACCGAAGUAUAAUUCACAUUGCUGUCUUGCAUCGUCAUGCCAGUAUCUUCAAUCUCAUUCAUGAAACUGGUCCAAACAAGGAUUCCAUAGUUUCUUCCCUGGAUAGUAAUGAUAAAUGCAAUUUAUUGCAUUUUGCUGAAAAAUUAGCACCACCAGACCGACUUGACCUGCUUUCAGGAGUAGCUUGUCCGACGAUGCUUGAGCUGUUAUGGUUUGAGGAGGUGAAGAAGAUAGUGCAACCAUCAUUGAUCGAGAUGAAAAACUCUGAAGGUGCGACAACUAGCGAAUUAUUCACCAAAGAACACACAAAAUUGCUAAAAGAAGAAGAGUCUUGGAUGAAGGCAACUGCAAACCCUUGCAUGGUAGUUUCAACACUUAUUGCUAUUGGAGUAUUUUCUGCUGCAUUCACCAUUCUUGGAGCUAACAACAACGACACAGGAACUCCAAACUAUUUGGAGAAACUGCCAUUUCUGAUAUUUUCUAUGUUAGAUGUGUCUGCACUUAUUUCAUCCUCAACCUCCAUCCCCAUCUUCCGCUCCAUCCUUAUCUUACGUUGUGCGGAAGAAGACUUUCUCAAGUCACCGCCAUAUUUCUAUCGUACAAACAUAUCAACACAUAACUAAGGCUAUGAUUUGAUGUAUGAUCGGAUUACUUUGUUGCAUAAAUUUUUAAUAUUAUAGGGUAUAUUUUGAAAUCCUUCACUGUGAAAACUAGCAUUAAAACCGUGCAGGGAGAGUUUCUAUGCAUUAAAUUUAGACUAAAACAUAAUAUAAAAAAUUUACAAAGCCUAUUAAAAUAAUAUGAUUCUUAAAAAAUAUUAAAAUAAUACAAAAGGAAAUUCGUCCCAGAAUGCCAGAGCCUAAAAGCAUUAAAUAGCCGCCACUACAGAGCAAUUUUAAACUGCAAUUUUAAUAUUGUAGAAGUUCAAAAUAAAUCUGAUAGAUCUUCUUCAAAAUAUAUUAAAUGGACUAAUAGAUGUUGUAGGCAUAUUAUAAGUUAGAAACUGAGAUACUUUCAUGAAUUUGAAAGAUAAAUAAAUUAAAAUAGGACAGAUACGCACGCCGGAAUGGGUCGUUGUCUGUUUUGACCAUUUCACAGCUGAUGUCGCGCAUAAAGGCCAAUUUGAUCCGAUACAGGAAACUUUUGC
This is a messenger RNA of Prosopis cineraria, 1190 nucleotides long. RefSeq lists its product as uncharacterized. The record is from RefSeq and is a predicted model, not a curated record. The transcript is spliced from 4 exons. Bases 1 to 666 code for a protein of 221 amino acids. NCBI's taxonomy places the organism in Eukaryota, Viridiplantae, Streptophyta, Magnoliopsida, Fabales, Fabaceae.